AUGUGCCUGCUCUUGCACGAGAUCGCGCUGCACACAGAUUUUGUAAACGGCAAAGUGCGGGCUCACGCUGAAGGCGGGGCCUGGCUCUUCUCUGGAGCCUCUGGGGAAGAAGCUGCCCCCAGACUUAUUCAGGUUGUUGGCGGAGCUUGGCUGGAGAGUGUUCAAGACGGCCUGGCCUUAAGGGAGGGACACUACAGAGAGAUAUAUUUGGACUCAAAGCAGAAGAAGCUGAAGAGAGCUGUCAAGAAGCACAGGUUUUUUGAAGACUAUCUGAUUAAGAGCCUUGAGAAAAUCCCCAAGGGCUACAAUGAAGGGGAAGAGCCAGAGGAGGCCCAGAAGGUCCUGGUGGAGGUCUUGGUGGAGUACUAGAAGAAGCUCUUCAGAGUUGGUAGCAUUCAGAAACAUCUUGAGGCCUUCUCCAGGAUGAGCCAAGCUGUCCACCAGAGUCUGGAGUCUCUAGAGGAGAGCCAUAGAACUCUUACCCUGAGCCUCAAGAUCCGGCUGUGUCUGCUGCAGAAGAGGCAUCACCAUAGGCAUGAGCAGCAGUGGCAGUUGGAACAUGAUGUCACCUACCUGAAAGACACGGGCAGCUAUAAUGGGAGUCCAUUGGGAAGCAAGGUGGUUACAGCUGAUCACCAGCCUACCGGCCUGAAGUCCAGUGCUCAGGUACUGCUCGGAGUGAGGAGCGCUGGGUCCCUCCAUGCUUCUUCCCAGCCCCUGCCCCAGAACCAGCUGUCCAACUAUGUGCAAAUAUGGCUCAGCAGCUGCUUCUCUGGCUGUGUUGUACUCAAGAGCAUGGGCCUCUUCGACCUGAUUCAGACUGUCAACAAACUUGUGAUGAGCACCUACUAG
Molossus molossus (Pallas's mastiff bat) is the source of this 852-nucleotide messenger RNA. RefSeq names its product coiled-coil domain containing 197 (gene CCDC197). The record is from RefSeq and is a predicted model, not a curated record. NCBI's taxonomy places the organism in Eukaryota, Metazoa, Chordata, Mammalia, Chiroptera, Molossidae.